Messenger RNA from Acaulospora morrowiae, 274 nucleotides. Lineage: Eukaryota; Fungi; Glomeromycota; Glomeromycetes; Diversisporales; Acaulosporaceae. The record is from the annotation of a GenBank genome assembly.
GUCACUAAUAAAAAGAGGAGCGAUCCCGCUGGGUGAAUGGCAUGCUUUUCCUCAUAGUUCACAAAAAGUUUACGAAAGCAUACUGUGUUGUAAAUAUAAUGUACAUUUGGCAUCCACUAAUUUAGUUGUUCAGCCAAUUGUAAAAUAUCAAAGCGUACGUCCUUUAGAACCUAGUGACAUGGAAUCACUGGAUAAUACACAGGCAAUACUAGCACCUUCUGGUUUAAAGGCGAAAUUAUUAUCUAUCAAACGUUAUAGUGACGAGGAUGUAUCA